Messenger RNA from Orcinus orca (killer whale), 5674 nucleotides. It is a transcript of the gene CAND2, whose product is annotated as cullin associated and neddylation dissociated 2 (putative). Gene Ontology annotation, biological process: SCF complex assembly; protein ubiquitination. Gene Ontology annotation, cellular component: nucleus. Lineage: Eukaryota; Metazoa; Chordata; Mammalia; Artiodactyla; Delphinidae. The coding region runs from base 16 to 4209 and encodes 1397 amino acids. The record is from RefSeq and is a predicted model, not a curated record. The transcript has 16 exons.
GUGUGCAAGCCGGUGAUGGGCCGUCUGCAGGGCUGGCGCCAAGCCGAGACCACAGAGCUACUGGCGGGCCCCUCCCGCCAACCGCCUCCCGCCUCCCGCCUCCCGCCUCCCGCCUCCCGCCUCCCGCCUCCCGCCAACCGCCUCCCGCCUCCCGCCUCCCGCCUCCCGCCUCCCGCAGCGGCGGCCAAGGCAGAGGCGAGCGCUGCGCCGCGGGGCGGGGCGGGGCGGGGGCGGCUAUUUCUGUUAGCUGAGCGCAGCCCGCGUGCGGCGGGGGAGGGGGCCGCGCCGCCAUAUUCCUUCCCGUCGGCGGCCCCGCGGCGCAGCCACCAUGAGCACCGCCGCCUUCCACAUCUCCAGCCUUCUGGAGAAGAUGACGUCCAGCGACAAGGACUUCAGGAAUGGUGCUCCAUGUUGCUACGGCAGCCCCAGCUCUCCGUGACCUUCCAGCUCAGACUCCACUGCAAUUUCAAAUGCCGGGGACAGGGCAUCCGGCCACACGGAUCUGCCCAGCUGUUCAUGGCUACCAGUGACCUGAUGUCAGAGCUGCAGAAGGACUCCAUCCAGCUGGAUGAGGACAGCGAACGCAAGGUGGUAAAGAUGCUUCUCAGGCUUCUGGAGGACAAGAACGGGGAGGUGCAGAACCUGGCGGUCAAGUGCCUGGGUCCUCUGGUGGGCAAAGUGAAGGAGUACCAGGUGGAGACCAUCGUGGAUGCCCUCUGUGCCAACAUGCAGUCAGACAAGGAGCAGCUCCGAGACGUCGCUGGCAUCGGCCUCAAGACCGUCCUGUCGGAGCUCCCCCCUGCAGCCACAGGCUCUGGCCUGGCCACCAGUGUGUGCCGGAAGAUCACAGGCCAGCUCACCAGUGCCAUCGCCCAGCAGGAGGACGUGGCUGUGCAGCUGGAAGCCCUGGACAUCCUCUCUGACAUGCUGAGCAGGCUGGGCGCCCCGCUGGGCGCCUUCCACGCCAGCCUCCUGCACUGUCUGCUGCCGCAGCUGAGCAGUCCGCGCCUGGCCGUGCGCAAGCGGGCCGUUGGGGCGCUCGGCCAUCUGGCGGCCGCCUGCAGCACCGACCUCUUCGUCGAGCUUGCUGACCACCUGCUGGACCGGCUGCCUGGCCCACGCGCGCCCGCGAGCCCCGCGGCGAUUCGCACCCUGAUCCAGUGCCUGGGCAGUGUUGGCCGCCAGGCAGGCCACCGCCUCGGGACCCAUCUGGACCGACUGGUGCCCCUGGUGGAGGAGUUCUGCAACCUGGAUGAUGAUGAGCUUCGGGAGUCCUGCCUCCAGGCAUUCGAGGCCUUCCUGAGGAAGUGCCCCAAGGAGAUGGGCCCCCACGUGCCCAGCGUGACCAGUCUCUGCCUCCAGUACAUAAAGCACGACCCCAACUAUAACUAUGACAGUGACGGGGAAGAGGAGCAGAUGGAGACAGAAGACAGUGAGUUCAGUGAGCAGGAGAGCGAGGACGAGUACAGCGACGAUGAUGACAUGAGCUGGAAGGUGCGCCGGGCAGCGGCCAAGUGCCUGGCGGCCCUGAUCAGCUCUCGGCCCGACCUCCUGACCAACUUCCACUGCACCCUGGCGCCCGUGCUCAUCCGCCGCUUCAGGGAACGCGAGGAGAACGUCAAGGCCGACGUGUUCGGGGCUUACAUCGUGCUGCUGCGGCAGACGCGGCCCCCGAAGGGAUGGCUGGAGGAGGAGCCCACCCAGUCGGGCAGCAACCUCCAGAUGCUGCGAGGACAGGUGCCUCUUGUGAUUAAGGCCCUGCAGAGGCAGCUUAAAGAUCGGAGUGUCAGGGCCCGCCAGGGUUGCUUCAGCCUCCUCACCGAGCUGGCAGGCAUCCUUCCGGGCAGCCUGGCAGAGCACAUGCCCGUGCUGGUAGCAGGCAUCGUCUUCUCGCUGGCGGACCGCUCCAGCUCCUCCACCAUCCGGAUGGAUGCCCUGGCUUUCCUGCAGGGGCUGCUGGGCACAGAGCCGGCUGAGGCCUUCCACCCCCAGCUGCCCGCUCUCCUGCCACCUGUGAUGGCCUGCGUGGCUGACCCUUUCUACAAGAUCGCAGCCGAGGCUCUGCUGGUGCUCCAGGAGCUGGUGAGGGCCCUGUGGCCGCUGGACGGGCCUCGGCUGCUGGACCCCGAGCCCUACAUUGGAGAGAUGUCCGCGGCCACCCUGGCACGGCUUCGUGCCACUGACCUGGACCAGGAGGUGAAGGAGCGGGCCAUCUCCUGCAUGGGCCACCUCGUGGGCCACCUGGGUGACCGGCUCGGGGAUAACCUGGAGCCGUCACUCUUGCUUCUCCUGGACCGCCUGCGGAAUGAGAUCACCCGGCUUUCUGCCGUCAAGGCGCUGACACUGGUGGCCGUGUCCCCACUGCGGAUCGACCUGCAGCCCAUACUAGCCGAGGCGCUGCCCAUUCUGGCCUCGUUCCUGCGGAAGAACCAGCGGGCGCUGCGGCUGGCCACACUGGCCGCCCUGGCUGCCCUGGCCCAGAGUCAGGGCCUCGGCCUCCCGCCAUCCGCCGUGCGAGCCGUGCUGGCCGAGCUGCCCUCCCUUGUCAGUGAGAACGACAUGCACGUGGCCCAGCUGGCUGUGGACUUCCUCGCCACCGUGACCCGCGCCCAGCCAGACUCGUUGGCCGAGGUCAGCGGCCCUGUGCUGGCAGAGCUGCUGCGUUUGCUGCGCUCGCCCCUCCUGCCAGCCGGUGUGCUAGCGGCCGCUGAAGGCUUCCUACAGGCCCUGGUGGGGACCCGGCCGCCGUGCGUGGACUACGCCGAGCUCGUCGGCCUGCUCACGGCACCCGUUUACGAGCAGGUGGCGGACGGCGGGCCCGGCCUGCACAAGCAGGUGUUCCACUCGCUGGCUCGGUGCGUGGCGGCCCUCGCGGUGGCCUGUCCCCAGGAGGUGGCGGGCACAGUCAACCGCCUGGUCUCUGAUGCCAGGUCGCCCAGCUCGAGCCCAGGGGUCAAGGUCCUGGCGUUCCUGUCGCUGGCCGAGGUGGGCCAGGUGGCCGGGCCGGGCCCCCAGCAGGAGCUGAAGGCGGUGCUCCUGGAAGCCUUGGGCUCGCCCAGCGAGGACGUGAGGGCGGCUGCCUCCUACGCGCUGGGCCGCGUGGGCGCGGGGAACCUGCCUGACUUCCUGCCCUUCCUGCUGGGGCAGAUGGAGGCCGAGCCCCGGCGGCGGUACCUGCUGCUACACUCGCUCCGGGAGGCCCUGGGGGCCGCCCAGCCUGACAGCCUGAAGCCCUAUGCCGAGGACAUCUGGGCCCUGCUGUUCCAGCGCUGCGAGGGCGCCGAGGAGGGCACCCGGGGGGUGGUGGCCGAGUGCCUCGGGAAGCUGGUCCUUGUGAACCCUCCUUUCCUCCUGCCGCGGCUCCGGAAGCAACUUGCUGCAGGUCAGCCACACACCCGCUGCACUGUCAUCACAGCCCUCAAAUUCCUCAUCUCGGACCAGCCGCACCCCAUCGACCCCAUCCUGAAGACCUUCGUUGGAGAGUUCAUGGAGAGCCUGCAGGACCCAGACCUGAAUGUGCGCCGGGCCACCCUGGCUUUCUUCAACUCCGCCGUGCACAACAAGCCCUCACUGGUCCGCGACCUGCUGGACGACAUCCUGCCCCUCCUCUACCAGGAGACGAAGAUCCGCCGGGACCUCAUCCGAGAGGUGGAGAUGGGGCCCUUUAAGCACACGGUGGACGAUGGGCUGGAUGUGCGGAAGGCAGCCUUCGAGUGCAUGUACUCGCUGCUCGAGAGCUGCCUGGGCCAGCUGGACAUCUGCGAGUUCCUGAACCACGUGGAGGACGGCCUGAAGGACCACUACGACAUCCGGGGCCUGCUCCUUUCUGUCCUGGGCCAUUUCACCAAGAACUGUCUCCUUCCUCCUGGGCAGAUGCUGACCUUCAUCAUGCUCGCCCGACUAGCUACCCUGUGUCCUGUGCCUGUCCUGCAGAGGGUGGACCGGCUCAUCGAGCCCCUCAGGGCCACCUGUACCGCUAAGGUCAAAGCUGGUUCUGUGAAACAGGAGUUUGAGAAGCAAGAUGAACUGAAGCGCUCCGCGAUGAGGGCAGUGGCCGCCCUGCUGACCAUCCCAGAAGUGGGGAAGAGCCCCAUCAUGGCUGACUUCUCGUCCCAAAUUCGAUCCAACCCCGAGCUGGCCACCCUCUUUGAAAGCAUCCAGAAGGAUUCUGCUUCAGCCCCCAGCACAGACUCCAUGGAGCUCAGCUAGUGCCCCACCCCACCCCCUGGGGACCCUAACUCACAAGGAGGCCCACUGAAGCCAGAGCCUCACCCUCCCAGCACCACAGGCCUCUAACUUUUGCCCCUUAUCCUUAGGCUGCCAAUAGUUGGGCCCUUUUAACUCAGGACAGUUAUUCAAAGCGGGUGUGGUAGUUCUUCCAAAGCUUCCACGGAAGAUGGAUGUGACUUCACACAGGUCAGCCUGGCUCCUUCAAACUGGGGGUCCCAGCCUCAGCGAGUACUUAGUAUUUAGAAAUACUUGUGCUCACAGCUGCAAAAAGCUUAGGAGGCAGCCGGAUGCCUUCCUCCCCGCUGUCCUAGAUGCGCCAUUCACACUGCUCCCACGUUUUCACCUGAUCCGAUGUGCCAAAAAUUAGUGCUUUGGCUGGGCAUCUUAAACUCAGGUACCUCUCAGAGCUAUUCACACUCUAGAAUCCAAAAUGCUUUCUUUCUCAUUGGCAGUGAUAAACCAGGAAUGUGUAUUAUUUUUGCAGAGGCCGGUGAGUGGGGUAGGGAAUUAGAUGUAAUGUUUUUUUCUAAUCCCGAAACUCUUAGGUAGCAAACUGAGAGACAGGAAAGCACAAAUGAAAAAGUACAAACCACCUUUCAUGUCCCCCCAUCGAGGUGUAACCAGGUGGUUUGUGAACAUGUCCCUUCUAGUUUUUAGUAUCAAGGACACAGAAACAUUAAGCGACAGGCCAAAGAAUUUUCUGCUAUCCCAGGUUAAUAAAGGACAGAUCCUCAACUGUUACUGUUUUCUCCACACAAUUCCUCUACUCUGUAGUCAAGACUAUCAGAAUGCUCCCCACGUCAAUUCAAAGAAGUCACACAAUGACCAACAAUUUACUCAAACGUUUCAGACUGAGUUUUGAACAGGAGCAAAUCUGUAAGACAUUUAUCUACUGAACUAAGGGCCUUAAAUCCAACCUUGUGCUAUAGAGUGCCACGUGCCCUGUUCCUUGUGACCUGUGCUGCCACUUAAUAAUACCAUGUCUUGGAAAAAUGGCCUCUUAGCAUCAAAAAACAGCUGAAUUCUAGGUACUGUUGACUAAGGUCUAGGACUGUAGUUGAAAAGGAAACUUGAUUGUCCUCAAUCUUCACAAGAACCACACAGGGUAAUUCCUCACUUUAUAAAGUGAGGCUAAAAAUGACUACUUGCUCCAAGAUGCAAGGUCCUUCACCAGGGGUCUCAGAACCUACCGUGGUCUGAGGGCCACAUCUUCCUGAGCCCACCUGGAGCUGACCAAGGCUGCUCUGGGCACCUGAGGCCUGGGCCCCAUGAAGGAAGGAUCACGUAUCCUUUACAAACGCCUUCCAAACAGAAGGUUCCAUAGAGCACAAACAGGCAAAAGAGCAAUCUCUGUGAGAAGCUGUCAAACAAACUGAAGAGUAAAACCAAGGGGGAAAUGCCAGAUGGCCGUUUUACGGUUUUAUUAAACAAAACGUGCACACGA